Messenger RNA from Annulohypoxylon truncatum, 2508 nucleotides. Its product is annotated as ankyrin. The transcript is spliced from 5 exons. The coding region runs from base 1 to 2508 and encodes 835 amino acids. NCBI's taxonomy places the organism in Eukaryota, Fungi, Ascomycota, Sordariomycetes, Xylariales, Hypoxylaceae. The record is from RefSeq and is a predicted model, not a curated record. Gene Ontology annotation, cellular component: cytoplasm. Gene Ontology annotation, molecular function: protein binding.
AUGGAAGUCAUCAGCGCAAUUGGUAGUUUCAUCGCUAUUGGCCAAGCCCUUGCCGCUAUUCCGAAGAUCAUUAAUACACUUAGAUCUGUGGUCAAAGCUAGGCAGGAGUUGCUUCAGUUACUCAAUGAUGUGGAACUCCUAAAUUCGUUUGGGACCUUCAUUAGAGAAACGAUGGUCGAUCUAGACGAAGAGUCCAAGACCAAACUACGCAUUCCACAACUUGGCUUGUCGUUAAUUGAACGUGUUCGAGUGGAUCUCGAGUCGGUGGUACCACAGCUUGAAGAUCUUUGCCGUGCAUGCCAAUUAGGAAGAAAGGGAAAUAGCCCCAUGAAAGUCGCCAGAAUACAAUGGUUCCGACAUAGAAAGCGAAUCAUCUCUCUGAGCGAAAGGGCAAGGAAGAACUGUACCGAUCUACAAACCAUAUUGAGCUUGACUUCCUUCUUCGCUUCAACAGUGCAAGGAAGGAUGAUCAUUGAUAUUCAUACGGUAGUGAUGAGCCAGUCGCAUUCUCACGCUCGGUUAUCUGUGCUGCAGCUCCUAAGCCAGUUGCGAUACAUUGGCGAUGUAUCGUCUCACGCUGUUGAUACUAAUGGCAAAGACGACGUACCUGAAGGUGGUGUCAACCUAGGCUUUGGGGGUUACAAUCAACCCAAGCUCCAAGAUAUUAUAGGAGAGACAUCACCACAGCUAUUUCCCGAUGAAAAGGCAACUGAAGAACCACUAUUACAGUUCACGGCCGCGUUGCCAAGAGCUUGUGUCAGAGGUUGUCGAUGUCAAUGUCAUUCGCCUACAUCUCGAACCCGGCCACAUCCUGCCGUCUCAUCCAUACAUGGGUGGCUCAAAUCCGCUUACAACAUCAUUCCGCGACUAGGUACCCGACGUUGCGAUGUGUUUACUUGUCAGCGUGCUAAAUCACCAGUCUAUGUCAAUUUUCGCUUCCCAAUCUUAUUCUGUUCUCGAAGGCUCGAGGCGAGUCUGUCUUUUGACAGCGUCGCUGGCGUUGGUGCCUCGCUUCAUCUGCGCGUGGCGCGUGAGCUUCCAUUGAACGCAUCUAUUUGGGGGGAAAUAUCUAUGGGCAAGGUUGACAUGGUGCGCUUGCGUUUCUCUCGGAGAGAAAUCUCCCCUCUUGACGUCGCGGUUUUUGAGGAGUAUGAAUGCAUUAUGGAAUAUGUUUUCCUAUUCCGUCAUUAUGAGAUGAUGGAGCUAUUCUUGCAAGACGCGACAUCAAUUAUUCGAGGUACAGAUGCCGCAAAACGUUUAGUAGCAACAGCGAGAUAUAGAUUAUAUGCUUGGCGACUCUCUGAAAGCGAGCAAAAUAUAUUGCAAAAAGUAGUGGCACUGGAUGAGGAUAUAGACGAGUACUGGCCGAUUCACGAGGCGAUAAAAGGCGGCGGUGAUCUAGCCGCAAUCUUAAGAGAGUCUUCUGAGGAUAUUAACUCACUUGAUAGCUUUGGCUACGCGCCUUUGCAUUGGGCCGCACUGAAGAACGACGUUAUCGCGAUCCAACAUUUAAUAUCUCACGGCGCAAACCCUAAUAUCCACAACGCAUCGAGGGACACACCUCUAACAAAAGCUAUACGCUGUGGGCAACUCAACUGCAUCCCAGCUCUGAUCGACGGCGGAUGCGACAUUAAUGCUAUUUGUCAAGAUCGCGUAACAGCACUCUCUUAUCUAACCAUGUCCGAUGUGGAAGGCUCGGCGGAAAUGGUUAAUGUCCUUCUAGAAAACGGGGCCAUCUUCAUCCCUGACAAACUUUAUGGAGAUUCAGCAAUGCAUUACCUUGCGCAAACCCCCUCGGCGGCUGAAGUAGUAGAAAAGUUCCAAUUACUCGUCCAAGCUGGGGCGGAAGUCGGGCAGAGAAACAAGCAAGGUUGCACACCACUAGAUUGGGCAUGGGUUCAUAAUAAUCCGACCAUGGCUCGUUUACUGAUGGAUGCUGGCUGCGAGCUCAACGACACACCGGGAAAUCAGAAUGCCUUAGAGAUUGCUGCGCUUUAUUCCAAUGUAGAAAGCAUGAAUAUCAUUGGCGAAACCACGUUCACAAUGGAUGUGCGGUGGCGAGACGAAUAUGGGGACACUCCGUUGGACGUUUUUGAAUGGAGGAUGAAUACCUCGCUGUUACCUGGCCAAUUUCAAACGCCGGGCGAUGAAGACAUCGAAACAUUUGGGAGGUUGCUUAGUGUUGUGAGGGAUCGCUAUCUGAACACCGAGAUCCAGACCUUGGAAUCAGCCGUCCAACAUCUGAAAGAGCACGACUGCAUACUUGCACGAGAAACACUAAGUAAUGUCAUUGAGGAGAAGAUUAAGUGGAAUAUUCCAGCGGAGUACCGGACGUUCCGAGCCGUUGAUGUUCAGAUCAAGGAGGAGAUGAUAGAGGCUGCUAUCGAAUCCCUUGAAGAGUUCAUGGAGGUGUCGAGAUUACGUAUUGGGACAGACCCUUUUUCCAGCAACUAUUGUAGGGCAUGUGGCCUUAAAUAUCGAGGAUUGGUUGUUGAGAACACUAAAUAG